GAUGAAAUGAAGAGAACACUAUCAGAAUAACUACAGGUGCAAAAAAGGAAAUGCAAGGAGGAAACCUCACCAUUUGGAGCUUUUUUUUCCUGGAGGGUUUUUCUAGAUACCCAACGUUAGAGAUUGUUCUCUUUGUCUUCAGCCUUGUGAUGUACCUGAUAACCCUCUUGGGCAACAGCUCUCUGAUCUUGGUCAUUAUCCUAGAUUCACGCCUCCAAGCCUCCAUGUACUUGUUCCCUGGAAAUCUCUCUCUCGUGGAUAUUUGUUAUACAUCUGCUUCUGUUCCCACUUUGCUGGUGAACUUGCUGUCAUCCCAGAAAACCAUUACCUUUUCUGGGUGUGCUGUACAGAUGUAUCUGUCCCUUUCCAUGGGCUCCACAGAGUGUAUGCUCCUGGAUGUGGCGUACGACCGUUACGUGGCCCUCUGCAACCCCCUGAGGUACCCCAUCCUCCUGAACAGGCAGGCCUGCGUGCACAUGGCUACUGCCUCUUGGGUGGCGGGUUGUCUGAGCGCCCUGCUGGAAACCAGUUUCGCCCUGCUGGUACCCCUCUGUGGGAAUCUCACUGAUCACUUCACAUGUGAAAUCCUGGCCAUGCUGCAGUUAGCAUGCACAGAUUCACUGCUCAUGGACAUGAUCAUGCUGGUGGUCAGCAUGCUUCUCCUGCCCAUCCCCAUGCUCUUAAUUCGCAUCUCUUAUGUCUUCAUCCUUUCCACCAUUCUGAGAAUCAGCUCGGCAGAGGGAAGAAACAAAGCUUUUUCUACCUGUGGUGCCCAGUUGACUGUGGUGAUCUUGUAUUAUGGGGCUGCCCUCUCUAUGUACCUAAAGCCUCCUUCAUCGAGCUCACAAGAAGUAGAUAAGAUCAUCUCACUGCUCUAUGGAGUGCUGACCCCUAUGUUGAGCCCCAUCAUUUACAGUUUAAGAAACAAAGAAGUCAAAGAUGCCAUGAAAAAAGUACUGGGCAAGAUACCGUUGUAUCAAGCACACGAACGUCUCUGA
Mirounga angustirostris (Northern elephant seal) is the source of this 998-nucleotide messenger RNA. RefSeq names its product olfactory receptor 2K2. The record is from RefSeq and is a predicted model, not a curated record. Gene Ontology annotation, molecular function: olfactory receptor activity; G protein-coupled receptor activity. NCBI's taxonomy places the organism in Eukaryota, Metazoa, Chordata, Mammalia, Carnivora, Phocidae. Gene Ontology annotation, biological process: G protein-coupled receptor signaling pathway; detection of chemical stimulus involved in sensory perception of smell. Gene Ontology annotation, cellular component: plasma membrane.